This is a messenger RNA of Hemicordylus capensis (graceful crag lizard), 10650 nucleotides long. It is a transcript of the gene ELK1, whose product is annotated as ETS transcription factor ELK1. Bases 356 to 1636 code for a protein of 426 amino acids. The transcript has 6 exons. Gene Ontology annotation, cellular component: nucleus. NCBI's taxonomy places the organism in Eukaryota, Metazoa, Chordata, Lepidosauria, Squamata, Cordylidae. The record is from RefSeq and is a predicted model, not a curated record. Gene Ontology annotation, biological process: regulation of transcription by RNA polymerase II; cell differentiation. Gene Ontology annotation, molecular function: sequence-specific DNA binding; DNA-binding transcription factor activity, RNA polymerase II-specific.
CCGCACCUUCACCCCGACCCACCCUCCCCGGCGCAUCCCGAAGCCACCCACGCCAACUGGAAACGCGGGCCGGAGACGGCACGGCAGGCUCCGACCCACGCGCGCGACACAGCCCAGCCAGCCAAAGUGGAAGAGCUGCAACUUGGAAGGAAGCCGUCGGGAGGCUCGCGGGGUUCAGGAAAGGUGGCGGAGGAAGGGGAGCCUGGCAACUGCGGCAGCAACAGGAUCGCCCGCCCCACGAACGGGGAAAGAAGCAGCAACGGGGCGAGGAGAGCACACAUCCACCACUGGGAACCAGUAAACGGCCUGGGAGCCCCCCUCCGCAGCGGCAGAGCUGGGGGCCCCCACCCGCCCCAUGGAGCCGCCCGGGUCUGGUGCUGGGGGUGCUGCCAUGCUCACCGUCAUGGACCCCUCAGUCACUCUGUGGCAGUUUCUGCUGCAGUUGCUGGAGCAGCAGAGCAAUGGGCACCUCAUUGCGUGGACAUCCAACGAUGGGGAAUUCAAGUUGGUUGACGCUGAGGAGGUCGCACGACUCUGGGGGCUGCGGAAGAACAAGACCAACAUGAACUAUGACAAGCUGAGUCGGGCCCUGCGUUACUAUUAUGAUAAGAACAUCAUCCGUAAAGUCAGUGGGCAGAAAUUCGUCUACAAAUUUGUCUCUUACCCAGAACUGUCCAGCAUGGAGGGCAUGAAGGAUGAGGGAGGAACCAAGAGACCUGAACAGGUCCAGAGUGAAGCCAAAGUGGGAGAUGGGGCAUUUGGGACCCCCAAAACUCCACGUGGAGGUGGGGGUGCCCCACGCAGCAGCCGGAAUGAAUACAUGCGCUCUGGGCUCUAUUCCACUUUCACCAUUCAGUCGCUGCAGACUCCUUCGCCCGCUGGACGGGCCUCCCGCCAAGAGACAGAGCUUUUGUCUGUGCUGCCUCCUCCUGUUGCCCCUGAACCACUCCCCCCUGCUCUGGCCCCUGUGGAGGGUCUACCACAGUUGCACAUCAGCAUUGAGGAGCCUGAGGACUCUCAGGAGCCCCUGCAGGUAAUAGUGGAGCCCACCCCGUUGGAGGCUCCAGCCCUUGAAGAGAAGGUGCUGGUGAAAGUAGAGGACCUUGAGGAAGAGGCAGCCGCUCUGUUGGGUUUAAUGGAUGCUGAAGUAAAGGAGGAGGCCCCGCCUUCAGAGAAGGCCUCUCUGGAGAAGGUAUCCUUGGAGGCUGAGCUGCCAGAGGAGGGGGCCGGCUUGCUGAAAGAAGAAGCGCAAUCCCCCAGUCCAGCGGCCGUGUCUCUAGAGGGACAGCCCCAAAAGGGCAAGAAGCCAAAGGUCCUGGAACUACCUUCGUUGCCGACCCAGGAGAAAGUGAAUGCAGCAGUGAACAGUCUCCUGGCGCCUGGAGGGACAGGGAGUACCCUGACUCCGACCACCGUCAUUUCUUCCCAUGCACUGACCCCAGUCCUGCUUACCCCAAGUUCCCUGCCACCCACCAUCCAUUUCUGGAGCACCUUGAGCCCUAUCGCACCCCGCAGUCCGGCUAAGCUCUCCUUCCAGUUUCCAAGCAACUCCAGCUCACAAGUUCACAUACCCUCACUCAGUGUGGAUGGACUCUCCACCCCUGUAGUCCUCUCUCCUGGUCCCCAGAAGCCAUAACCUUUCCUCUCUGUAUCAAUCACUGUAUCCCUUCCUCCUGCCAAAGAACUGGCUUGAGUCUCUUUCCAAGCAGUUGAGAUUACUUAAGUGGCUAGACAGCUACAUGUCCCUUCAUUGUCUGGAGGAGGCCUUUGUUGAUCUGAGGACCAAUACCCUACCUGAGGGGUGAAAAUGGCAGCGUAGCAAGCAGAUUCAUCCACUAGCUUUGGAUGUGCUAGGACAUUCCUUUGAAGCUAAAUGGUGUCUCUCUUACACCCAGAAGUUUAUGUGCUGCACCCACCUGCUUCGGAAAAGUUUGAUAUAGCCCUUAAAUACCUCACUUGAGGGCAAAGGGGAUAUAACCUCAUCGAUUUGGUCCCCCCUCUGAUUAAGGGGCUGUCCAUAUUUAGUCCUGAUGUGACUGUAUAUGUUCCUUUCUGCAUCCUCUGUCUUGGUGUUCAUUGUCUCUUAAUGGCAAUGAUUUUGGGUGAUAGUCCAAGGUGAAAAGGGCCACUUUUCUCCUUCCACCCUUCAAGACAAACAGAAUAUCUCUCGCUCCUUGCUGAGGACUGGUUUUAACUAGGUACUUUAAAGGGUAGACCCUUCAAUGACGGCUGUAUAUAAGGGGCAGGAGAAGCUGCUGCAUCAGCCAUAUUUGUUUUGGCUGUUUGAUUUCAGCCAUGGAGGGAUGAUGAUCAGAACAUGGUGUGUAAGCUAUGCUUGUUUUGGCAGGGUGAGCCGCAAGCAAGGCUAGGCUAAGGAGUUUCAGCCAUAUUUGUUUGGGCUGGAUGAGAGUAAGAAUGUCAGUACUGGCCAUGUCUGUUGUGACUGAAAAGAGAAGAGGAAGCACUGUUGAUCAUGUUUCUUUAGACUUUAUGCAAAAAAGGGUAUUGGCAUAGGUCAUUAUUUCGCUUGGCUUGAUGUGGCAGAGGAUAAGCACUGGGUGGAUGUGUGUUUGCUGGGCAACACAGUAGGACGAAGCACCAGUCAUGUUCAGUCAUGUUCAGCUUUGCCAGAUAACGUUGCACUGUCAGCCAUGUUUGUUUUGGCGUAACAAUGUUGACCAUGUGCUCUUUGGUAAAUUAAGGAUAGUGAGUAUGGGCAGAUGUUGCUUGCAUUACUUUUGCAUAUGUCAGAUCAGAUGCCGCAUUUGACACAAAGACUACAGCAAAGGAAGCCCUGCUUUUGUCAUUUUUUUCUAUGAUGCACUUCCUAAAGGUCAAAGGUCACCAGUUCGUCAAUGUGGAAACCAGAGAAUAGAAGCUCUACCUACUGAAUUCAAGGGGAACUUUCUCUCUUUGCAGAAUGGUUUCCUUAAUUUAUUUCCUGACGAUCAGUGGUCACCACAGCAACGACCAAAGGGGAAGUCUCAACCCUCUCUAUUUUUGACUAUUUUCUUAUGACUUCAUUUCUUUCCUCUUCAUCAUGGAGAAAUGCAAGACAUUAGCCAUCUUAUGGGAGGAAUUUCCUUGCUGGUUGGUCACAAAAGAAAGCACCACCUUGCAUACCUCUUCAGUUUCUUCCAGCUCUUCAGCCGUGUGGAAGCAGCAACGACCAAGUCCCACCCUGUAUCCUCUUCAUUUUCUGUAACCAAAAAGGGCCCUUUCUGAAGAAACAGAGAAAUGCUUCUUUAUACAGCUCCUAACUUCUUUCCAGAUGCUCAGGUGCAUCAGAAGGGAAUUUGUGACUCUUUGCAAAAGGGCUGUGUCUUUUAUGAAGUGGGUUUAUAACUCAGAUCCUCAGAUGAUGAGAAUUUCUUCACAUGGUUGUGUUUUCUGUCAUUGUGGGGGUUUCCCAUAAGUAGUCAAAGAAAUGGAGGAGAGGCUAUUUCAGAAAUAUCAUAUAAUUCCUAAUCAGAAUUCCCAGCACCUUCUAUUUUUUCACAGAGUAUAUAUCACAGUUUUAUGUAUUAUCAAGAGAGUCAUACUGAGAGAGAAGUAGACGGUUUAGAGCUAUAUUUAUCUUUUUGUCCGUCCAUUUUUGAUAUCUAUUUUUUAAACUGUUGUGGGGUGGGGGCGGGGUGGAAAAAUGUGGUUUCUUAAAGCUAGAUGAGAAAGGGAAGCGUUUGGCUCCCCCAGUGGUGGUUUUUGUCAAUGGAAAGAAGACUGUCGGGCACUUUUUGAGAGCUGUGGUUUUCAAAUUGUUCUGAGAAACCUUGGAGUUUCUCGUAAUUCUUCAGCAGAUAGAUCAUUGUGGGAAGGAUUCCCUGGAGGCAAGAAAUGUUUGAAAACCCAGGUUUGUGGAGGAGACCAAGCUCUGAACUUGGGUGACAAUUAAAUAUGUCAGUGAAGACUUCAUGGAAAUUAACAGGGAUGGCUUCUGAGGACCAAACUGGCCGCAGUAAUGGUAGCAGAUCUGUGUCAGUGCUUGAAUUACAAUGGACUCCCUCAACCUUUAGCUAAAUAAUGGCCCCUAUAGCCUUCUAAAAAUUGUAUCUAAGGAGGAAGACACAAAAAGAAAGGUGAGGGACCCCCUGUAAUUCAAGCACAGAAUUGUGUCUCAGCCUGGAUCUGCCCCAAUCACAUCAAAAGCAGGAUAGGGGGCACAGUUUUAAAAAGGGGGAGGCACGUGGAUGAGAAAUAUGAAACUCUCAUUUCUCCAUGGCAUACCUCCCCACAGUCUGUUUCACAAGUUGAUUAUUUCUGCCUGCCAGCCUACAAUGUAGGGAGUGGAUCCUACUACACUAAAAUCACCUUGAGGGACAGACUGCAUGGAGAUGUGCAAUAGGGGAGAGUUUAGCAUCCUCGCCUCGAUGUCCCUCUUGCACUUAAUGCACCCCACAUACCCCAACACCUGCCGUGUGGCUAGGACAGAAUCUAGCCUGGCCAUGAUUCACUUAGGCCCUGUUCUAAAUUGAAAAGUAAUUCAGUUCCACAAGCUUAAUUUCUUUAGCUCUGUUGUGGUUGAUGGGGUAGAAUCUGCUCUUGCCAUUACAUGGAGUUAUGCCAGAUAAAAUGGCCUAAUAACAUCUGGUCAAUUGCCUGUGCUUUAGAAGGAAGCAAUGUUAACCACAAAGUCAUGGUUCAUUUUAAUCAUCCCUUUGUGUAGCAUUUAAUAGUAAUAAUUAUUAUACUUUUUUGCACUUCCAUAUUGCCUCCUCCUGGGAGAAAUCUAAGUGCUUUAUAAGGGGUGGUUUACAUAAUUAUUUAAUAAAUUAGGCAUUUUGUGUAAACAGCAAUCUGCAAAUCAGUCAGGUAUAGACCAUGAGUGUUACUAUGGACAAAUCAUGUGUAAACCAUGUGUGAUUUGUGUAUAAAGUAAGCUGUGCUUUAGAGCAAACUGUGAGCAAACCGUGCAUAAGCCAUGAGUAUAUCUUGAGCAAAACAUGUGGGGAACAGAAAUAAAUUGUGCAGAGUCUGCUGUACAGAAGGGGCUGAUGCAUACACCAGCAGCAAAGUGUGAGCAAUUGAAGAGUGAGCUAAGGCAAGAUUGUGUGUAACCCACUGGUUCUUCAUGAGUAAGUAUUUGUAAACAGUGGACUUGCUAUGUGAUUUCAUAAAUAACCUGUGGUUUAGCUCUAGCCAUUCUACAUGCGAACCACAGGUAAGCCAUGAGUAAACAAUCAGUAAACUGCAAAUAUUGUUCAUGUAUACUGUAAGUGAAUAUGGUUACACUUUUGAGUACGCCAUAUGCAAACAAUGAGUAGGUCAUGUAAGCCAUGAUUGACCUGUGGUCAAGCCAUGUGAAAAGCCUACACAGUGCUUAAACCAUUUGAGCCUGGUUUUCUCAAUUCAGUGGCUCCACACUGAGCCUCUCUCUCUCUCUCCCUCUCUCUCUCCCCCCUCUCCCCCCCCCUCUCCCUCUCUCUCUCUCUCUCAUGCAGGUGCCAUUGGGCGUGUCCCAGUUUUAUUGAGAGCACCCAGCAGAGUAGCUUUACACACUUUUUGCCUAGGACGAAUGGCCUCUUUGGCACUCUCCAUCCUGAAGCUCUUCAGGGUUGAUUGUUUGAAAGUCCCUGGGGGACUUGGGAGGGUGUGGCUCCCAGGAGCAAUCUGAUGGCACUGCAGUCCUAUGCGUUUUCUCUCUCUUCAACUUGUGCAGCUUUUAAAACUUUUGCGCUAGAGUAAAACAAAUUUUUGUAGCCAUAUAUUAGUGCUGACCCAUUUGACAACAGCAUCCCUCAUGUGGUGGCAUGUUCAAGGGGUAAUGGCAAAAGAACCAUAGAAUACAAUACUGCAGAAUACAAAUAAGAUACAUAUUUUCCAGAGCAUGUUUCCUUCUCAUUUGUACACUGGGAGAAAUUCAGUAAGAUCAGUGGGGCUGAAUUCCUUUAGAUUCAAAACAUGGUCAAAACUGGAAUGGGCUUAAUCUGUAUUCUAACCAGGAGUAACUUCAGGGCAUUUUAAUCAAGAACUUCUUACAGUUUAUAGCUCAGUCCCAUGCACAGUUAGGCAUGAAAUCAAUGGGUCAAAGUAGACAUGACAUAAAAUGUGUUAUUGCAUUUCUGUCUUUCUAUUUAUUGAAAAAAGUAGCCAUGGAGGCAGGAUCUGGAUCGAAACUAUGGUGCAGGGGGAAAGGGAAUUUAACUCUCUGUUCCUGCACCAUUUUCCUGACAAAGACCAGCCCCAUGAAGUCGCUGUGGGCUCCAAUGAUUCUGCAUUGGAUUGGGCUACUGAUGAGAGAAACUUUGUUGGGAUACUAAGAGACUGCAUCACUUGGCACCUACAUCAUGGUGAAAAUCAGGAGCAAUUAAAUAUAUAUAAUAAUCUUUAUUACGGUCGUUGACCAGCACAAAAUAUAUGUUCCUAUUCAUGGAGGGCAGGUCUUUUGAUGGCUACUAGUCUAGAUGGCUAUAGACUACCUUCAGACUCGGAGGCAGGAAUCAGGAUGCUUAUGAAUACCAGAGGUUGCAGGGGAGCAACAGCAGUAGAGGGGGCAUGCCUUCAUCUCUUGCUUGUGGGCUCCCCAGAGGCAUCUGGUGGGCCACUGUGUGAAGCAGGAUGCUGGACUAGAUGGGCCUUGGGCCUGAUCCAGCAGGGCUGUUCUUAUGACCAGUGUUCCAACCACAAGUAACUUUAAGCAGCAGUACUGCGAACACCAGUAUGAGACAAAAGAUGACCUCCUUGAAAGAACUGUGGAAGAAAGAAGCUGCAGUGGAAGUAGUGGGGUUACUCCUCUUUAUUUUUAAAAGUUUUUAGCCCUUUGACCUCACAUCCUCCUUCUCCUGCCCCGAGUGAGGGCCUGUACAUUAUACCCCCAAGGAUGCCAUUCUAGCCAUAGGCAGGACCGGGGGACACAGUUUGCCUCCAUCACUAUAUUAUCUCCAGCCACAGAACUUUACUUUUCCCCACAGGAAUAAAUGCCAGCUGUUCACUUAUGGAGGAGAAAGGAAAAGGGUGAAAUUGGGACACUGUUGUUGGCUGGGACUAACCUGCUCUCUAUUGCUGAUGACAGCAGCUUCUAAGAAUUAAGGCCUGUUCCUAUCCAUUAUGCACAGCCCUGCUCUGGGUCCAGUUUUUAGUCAGACAAAUGUGUGAUAAAAUAUUGGGAAGUGUCUUUUCUAUAUAAGAUUUCCGUAAUGCUGGUCAGAACAAAGUGCUUUGCCAUUCCUGAUAUUAUUUACCAUAAAAGCUACCUGUGAGCGGGGUAAUCAGAUGAAAAGCAGGACAGGAUGCUUGUAUUUAUGAGUACUGCUGGAUCAGGCCCAAGGCCUAUCUAGUCCAGCAUCCUGUUUCCCACAGUGGCCCACCAGUUGCCUCUGGGAUGUCCACAAGAAUGGGUGAGGGCAUGCCCUCUCUCCUGCUGUUGCUUCUCUGCAACUGGUAUUUAGAGGCAUCUUGCAUAUGAGGCUGGAGGUGGCCUCUAGCCACCAGACUAGUAGCCAUUGAUAGGCCUGUCCUUCACGAAUUUGUCUAAGCCCCUUUUUAAAGCCAAUAAGAACAUGUCUGUGUGGAGGAUGACAUUUUGGCAGAUGUAGGUUCUUAUACAGAGGUGUGAAAAGCUGCAACUGUUAAAUGCCCACUUCUGCAUAACUUUUAAAAUGGUAGAAGCCCUGUCUUCCUUUUCACCUGGUUGGCUUUGAGGCAGGUGAGCGUGAGAUACAGUGUAAGAGAUUUUUGACCUUUUGAUUAGGCCUUACAACAGUACGGUUGUCACUGUUUUUAUGGACAGAGGUUGAUGUACCCUUAACAGCAGCACAGAGGCAGCAGUUUCAUGCAGCAUGGCAAUACACUGAUAGGAAACUCUUCCGCAGCUAUUAAUCUGUACUUGAUUUACAGUGGUUAACAGCAUGGAACUUCUGUCCAUAUAAAAUGGACAACUGGAGCUACAGUGGCUAGUUGGAGGCUGCAUGGGGCUAAUGUGGACAUAGUUUUCCCUGCUUGCAUUUCAAAGGCAGCUCCAGAGGGGAGGCAAGGGGGAAUGAGUGUUCCCUCAGAUAUCUGUCCCCACCCCCACCCCACCCCACUUUCUGUUUCAGAAAUCUAAAACGUGGGACACAGCCCACAACUCAGUUUUUUCCUGGCACCACUACUGUCGCAUUUUAAAAACACAUGCAGGGCGGGCGGUGGCUGGAAAAUCAGCAGAGAUCUUUGUUACCUGAAAACCAUUGUCCAGGUCUCACAUAUAUGACUGGCAAAUUUCAAAGUGAGUCCAUGGGUAAGUGUGCCUGAGACUUGGAUCUGACCUUUCAGGAUGAAGGGCCAAUGUAUACAACCAAAAGACGCAAGUGAAAAUGAGAAAGAGACACAGUGGUUAAAAAACCCGCUUCAGCAAUAAUUGGACUGAAUUUGACAAAGGGUCUUGUGGCAUUUUAGAACGAACAUAUUUAGUGGGUUUAAGCUUUAGUAAACUACAACCACAAAAUCUGAUGAAGUGAGCUCUAGUUCUUGAAAGAUUAUGCCAUAAUAAAGCUGCCACUCUUCAAGAGUCAUAAGACUCUUGUUGCUGUCUUGCUGCAAUGAACUAACAUGGCUACCCCUCUGAGAGGAUCCAGGGGCAAAGCUUUUCCUGGAAUGUACAUGAGGAUGUAGAUGAGGAGGGCUGCAGAGGUGGGCCUCCCAUGAGGUCAGGUGACGUGCUUGCCUCAAGCGGCAAAUUGUCAGGGCGCCAAGAUCCCCUCACCACAUCAUCUGCCUCCUGCCACCAUGGGAGUCGCUCUUCUGUAGCAGUACAACCACUGCUCAGACAAGAGAAGGUCCUCCUCCUCCUCUCCCUUCCCUCCUUCACCGCCACUGCCUCCUCCUUUGCCCACUAGGCAGGCUAUGAAAGGGGGAAGAGGGCAGAAGAGGAAAUGUAGAGAGGAGAGUAAAGCAUUACUCUAGCGGUACUGGGGUAGAGUACUCUAGUACGAGAGUACAGUACUGCUCUACUCCCCUCUCUGUGUGUCCACGUCUGCUUUCUUUCCCCCUUUUCAUAUCCAUCCCAGUGUGUGGAGGAGGGUGCUCAUGUGGGCACAGUCAGUCAGUGGCAGCGGCUGUUGCUGCAGAGGAGAAGGAGGAGGAGGAGGAGGAGGGUGCAUAAUCAAGUUAAACAGCAGUGGCUAUUGCUGCCGAGAAGAAAGAAAAGGAGUAGGUGUGCAUGCGUGCAAGAGAGAGCUGGGGGGACAUUUCAUGCCCUAUCUCAGGCAUGCUGAGUGAGGUCUGUGGGCCACCACUGGAAGGUUGUCGUUUUGAAUGCUCUUCUGUGAAACAAACUUCCCUGCAUAUUCCCAUCAAGUAUGUCAGGGAGAUACCUAGGCUCAACUUUUCUCCUCGACAUGUUACAUGUUCAUCUGUAGAUACUUCCCCCCCAGGCGGGAGCAUUCAAACAUACACGCGCCACCACCUGCAGCCCAAAAUGGUACAGUCCAGGAAUUGUUUAUUUGAAUGGUUAUGCAAAUAAAAAUUAUUGUGUAUUGAAAUUCCUAUGCCUUCUCAUCCCUGGGCAUGGAAAGUCAGCCAAAAUCCUAAGAAAAUGUUCAGUCUCUAGGAAAAACCUCUCUUGAAAGAGUAGCACUAAGACCAAGUAGCAAGGUCACUUGUGAGAGCUGGUCUGGCUGGCUGACUCACAAUCAGGACUCUUUGAUUUGGGGGGCAGCAGCCACCCUGACUAGCUCUUACCAUCAUCCUUGAUGUUUGGCCUCUGUGGUAUCCUUUCCAGAGGCCACUCUCAAUUGAUCUUGAAAGGGCAGAACACAAGGCAGGAGUUGGCCUCUGAAGCACACAGGGCUUGAAUGGAGAAAGGGAACAUUAGCAUCAGCAUGCAGUGAAUCUCUAUGAUCAUUUAGGAUGAGGAAAAGGUUACCAUGUCAUUUUCUCACAGCAAAACUUUGCUGAGAAUGUGUGGCUGCAUUUCCAGAUUCAUGCUUGACCACAUCCUGAAGAAAUGACUCUAAAUCUGACCACAGUGAGCUACAUUCCCAAGAAAGCUUCAUCAAAAGAAUGAUAGGGGAAAGUGGUGGUUCCUUGCUCCUCUUAAAAGCUCAUAUAAUCUCAACCUCAGCAGCUCUCAUAUCACCUCCGAACCCAGUGCUACCUUUUACACCACAUAGGUCCUGCUUGCAGGCUAUGAGCCCGAGGGACUUGGCAUCAGUGAUUCCCAGAGAGCUCCAUCCCAUUUAUAGCAAGAACACAUCAUGCAGUACCUAGCACAUCUCUAUAGAAGGGAGUCACAGGUGCCCCAUUUUUGCCUUCCUCACUUGAAGAUGCUUCCCACUGUAUUUGGGGACUCUCCCGGUUUUGCUGGGUCUGUGCUGUUCAGGAUUUCUCUUUCUAUCUCAGCGGCACUACUAAGUGCCAAAGUGGCAGGGAUUGGUUGAAACACAUGGAAAGAACAGGGCAAAAUCCAGGGAUUAUUCAACACUUUUGUCUGAAGUAGAUACUUUACCAGGAUACUGCCCCUCAUAGUGGGGCACCUGCAAGAUGCCAACAUAGAUCUACUGCAGUUUCCUCUUUCCUGAUCUUCUCCAGUGUUGACCCGGUCGGUUCCUGAGAAAGGGGUGCUGGGGAUUUGUCCCUCUCUGGUUACCUCUGCACUGGGGCUUGAAUUCUGGUUUAUUUUUUAUGAUGAAUCUUUCUGGGAUCCUGCCCUGUAAAUAAAUUUAUUUUUCAACAAAA